CCAUGAUUCUUUACGCUGUUCUAAAAACCUCGUUAUCUUCCAUCGGAAUUGUUUAAGUUUUUCCACAGGAAUUCAGUAUUUUCAUUUCUAUCAUUCCCCAAACUACCUUUUCUUUACUUUAAACAUUAACUCAUCUUUAUCACACACAUUCUGAAACAAUCAAAGCGAAAUUUACCAGCGGUUAACCUGUGGUAUUCGUCUUAAUACGAAAAGCGACGUCUGGUGUAUGGCAAAGUUUUAUUUACUAUGAUGAAGGAAAGUGAAAACAUGUCCUGCCUUGGUGGAGACUUCACACCGUGAUAUUAUAUAUUUACAUUUCAUGAAUAUCGCUGGAAUAAUAAUAAUAAUAAUAAUAAUAAUGGUGAUGUUUACAUUUGAUACUAGAGGUUUAUGACACUGAUAUUACAAUAUUACAACUAUGUCGCUGGAUAACUUCUCCAGGGAAGAUUUGGUGAGAUUCAUCAAAAAACAGACACUAGUCUUGCAGAAGACCAGAUCACAAUGUGAAAGUUUGAAGAAAGAAGUGGUUAACUACAAAGCAUCAAAAUCCAACAAUGGCAACUCUGUUGAAAACAAAGACUUCAAGGGGCUCCAGGAGCAGGUGCGAAUGUUGGAAGAGGACAAAGAAGAAAUGAAGAAGGCCUACAAUUCAGUCAUUGCUGAGAAAGAAGCCACAUUAACACAGUACCAGGAUAUUGAAAGAAAACACAAAGAGAUUCUCGAAAGUUAUAACGAACUUGAAAAGGAAGUUUCUUCAUUAAAAAGUAAGAAAAAAGAGCUUGAUGAACAAAAUGAAUGUUUGCAUAUGAAGAAUGAGACUUUAUCUACAUCGUAUCACUUUAUGCAAGAAGAACAAGACAGAAUUGUCUUGGAAAAUAAGGAACUGAAGGACCAAAUCAAUGUGCUGACGUCUGCUCAUGAUGAAACCUUACUUUCUCUGAAAGAACUCAAAGCCCAAUGCUCCGAGAACAAAGGCUUGAAUUCUGAAAUGGAAGAUUUGAACAAGCAAUGUGAAGAAUUAGAAGCAAAAGUUAAAAACGCUGAAUCAGAAAGCGAAGCAAGUAGAACUGCUGCUGCUGCUGCUACGAAGAAAUUAGAAGAAAUGAUGGUUAAACUGGAUCUCUUGGAGGACAGCCAUGUUGUCAUGGUAGAUUCUUUGAACAAUAAAGAGGCUGCUUAUGAGAAACUCGUGGACGACUAUCAAAUUAUCAAAGAUCGUUUAACAGAGAAAAUUUCCAUCUUAGAAAAAUUCCAACUUGAAAAGAACUCGUUAAUUGAAAGCAUUCAGUCGAUGAAUGAAGCAGAGUUAAAUAGCCAAGCGGAAUUAAUGGAUGUUGGUAAAUUGUUAAGUGAAUAUAAAAACCAGAUUGAUGAAUUAAAACAACAGAAUCACCUGGCCAGAGAAGAAAAUUCCUCAACAAACGAAGAAGAAAUUGCUGUCUUACAAAAGAAUUUCUCUGAAAAGGAAGCAAAACUGCAAGAGGCUGAAGACAAAAUUCUUGAUUACACCAACCGAAUUACAGAACUCCAAGGAACAAAUGAAAACCUCCAACAUGAAAACCACAGUGUUUGUGACCAAUAUGAGAAUUUGGUAAAAUACAAAAAUGAUCUUGAAAACCAGUUAACAGCUUUGAAAGGAGAUCUUCAGAUUGUGGUUGAAGAACUGAAGCAAGCAAAGGAAGUGGUAGUAAAUACCGAAACAUUCAAACUUGAGUUGCAGGAAAAAGAAGCAGAAUAUUCUUCCUUAUUGCAAAAAUAUACUGAUUCUGCAGAAGUGGUAAGGUAUCUUAAAGAGAAGGUCACGAUGUUGGAAUCAUCCUCUGUCAAAGAAUCCACUGAUGCAGAAGGUUUAAAAGACGGCUCAGAUUCUAACGUUUCUCUGAACGGUGCCGACCAGAAAGUUGACGAGGUCCACUUGGAGAAUGCGAAAAUGAAGUCAAUGUUGGAACAGUUGCUGGAACAGAAGGAGAUUGUGGAGUAUGAGCUUCAUGAAUUGAAGGAAGAGACCGAAUCUCAAAGAAACCUGUUGCUCAGCAAGACCGAACAGCUAAAAGAAUGGGAAAACUUAAUGAACAUGAUGAAGGAGGAUAAAGAGAGGGCUUUGGUUGAUUUGGAGGAGACGGAACAGCGAGAGCUUCAUUGGCGGAACGAACUGGAAUUUCUGAUGAAUUCAUUGCAUGAAGCAUUGAACGAGAGGGACAGUCUACGUGAAGAGAUGUUUAAAUUGACCGAGAAGGACUGUUCUUCCAUCGAUGAAAUUAACAGAAUGAAAAAGAAAGUGGAAGAAAUAAUUAAUGAGAAAUGUCGUUUGGAAGCCGAGUUGGUCCAUCUUGAGAAUGUGUUGCAGAGAACACAGGCAGAGAAAGAGAAUCUGGAGAGAGAGAAAGAGUCAAUAACAGUUGUAAUGCAGUUGGCUGAAGACCACGGGAGGGAAAUGUCAGAAGAGAACAAGAAUCUUAAGGCUUUUAGUGAAAAAUUGUCCUGCGACAAAGAAGAACUCACCAGAACUUUGACAGCUGCCCAAGAAGAAUUGGAGGAGUUAAAAGAAAGAGAGAAAGAAACGGCAGAGUCCACUGAGAAUAUAUACUGUCUUGAAGAAUCUCUGCGUAAAAGCAGGGAAGAAAGUGAAGCGAUUGAGAAAGAGAAAUUAAAGGCAUUGAGUCAAUGUAAAAUAAAAGAGGAAUAUAUCGAAGAUUUGGAGAAAGCUCUAUCAGAGAAAAGUAGUUAUGUUCAGGAACUUGAGACCAAAAUUAUUGAAUUGUCAAAUUCUCUUUCUUCAAUGAAAAGGAAAUAUGAUGACAUGAAACUAGAAAAUGAAAAAUCAGAACAAGUUUUGGAAGAAGCUUGGGUGGAGAAAAGUGAGACUCAGACAAGGUUGAAAGAGGGACUCUUGGAGAAGCAAAGCAUUAUUGAUGAUCUACAGAAGACUAUCAGUAAGAUGCACAGUGCCGCAACAGAAGAAAUGAAAAUGGUUUAUUCAGAUAACGAUCAUUACAGAGUUAAAAAUAAUGCUCUGAAAAAUUCAUUCCAGCAAUUAGAAGAGCAGCUGAAUGUGGUGACCGAAGAGAAAAUGGAACUUGCAAAUAGUUUGGAAGAGAAACACAGUUUGAAUUCUAUCUUGGAAGAAAAAUUGACCCUUGCCUGUCAGCAGAAGGAAGUGUUGAUGGAAGAGAAAGAGAAGCUCAUUAAAACGGUGCAAGAGUAUGCAGAAUCUCUGGAGUGUUUAACUCAGGAAAAACAGGAACUUGUUGAAUUGAGGGAAAAAUUAAAACUCAUUGAGAUGAAUAAGAAGAACAUUGAAGAUUCUGAUAGUCAUUCCAAAGAGAUUUUGGAGAAAUUUGAGUUUGAACUUCAGGAGAAAGACAAGAAAAUGGAAGAACUUCAGGCUGAACUCUGCUCUGUGAGAGAUGAAAAUUCUAAUAUAGUUAAAGAAAACGAUUGCCUCAAGAAAGAUCUCAAAGAACAUACUGCAAGAGUUGAUUAUUUAACCGAUCAACUUUCAACGUUGGAUCAAUUGAAAAACAGCCUCCAACUGGUCCAAACUGCAUUUGAGAAUGAGAAUGAGGAGCGGAAAAAACUGGAAUCCAGUCAAGAGAAAUUGGUAACCGAGAAAAAAUUAAUGUCUGAAGAUUUUAGUGAAAAACUUGAACAGCUUAAGCAGGCAUCAGAUCAGCAGACGUCUGUGUUACGUGAUGAAAUGAACUCUUUGCAAUCAGAACUUGUUGAAAAGGGAAAAUCUUUUGAUGAACUUUCUUUAGAGUUGAAUGAGAAAACGGAAUUAUUGAAAGUAGCUGAUGAAGAGAUUGAACAUUUAGAGAAACUGAUAGAUGAGAAAAAUUUGGUAGUGGAAGAUUUAAAGAAAGUCUUAAAAGAAAAAUAUGAUUGUUUAUCAGAACUUGAAUCUAAACAGAAAGAACUUUGUACAUUUAAAGAACAAAUUAAAAUAUCUUCCGAAGAGGAAUUGGUCAAAUUAAGAACAUGUCUUGAAACUUUAGAAGCCAAAACACGGGAAGAUGCAGAAACAAUAGGACAAUUAAAUACUCAACUUUCUACAGAAACAAAAGAGAAAGAUUCUUUGAAGGAACAAUUAGACAGAAAUCUAACUGGAGAGGAAAUACAUCAAAAGAAACAGCAAGAACUUGAAAUUUCUUUGAAUGAAAGCAUAUCAAAGACAGCCUCUUUAGAAGAAUCGGUAAACAAUUUCAAAGAAUUACUUGAAAAGAAAGAAAUUCUGUUAGAAGAAAAGUCGCAGCUAAUCACUACGUUAGAGAAUGAAAAACAUUCUCUGAAACAGCAGCUGACAGAGAACCAACAUCUUGUUGAAGAAGGAACAAAUUCUGUGAGGAAUGUUAAAGAAGAUCUUAAUAAUGAAAUUUCUAAGUCUGAAAAUCUUCGCUGUGAGUAUGACGAAAAGCUGUCUCAGCUGAAUGGAACCAUAAAAGAACUGUCAGAUAAGGUUUCCUGCUAUGAAGGAGAAAUCCAGAAAUUGGAAAGUUCCAAGACUGAACAAGGAUCUAACUUGGAAUCAACAACAAGUUCUGUGAAAGAUUUGAAAGAAUUACUUGAAAAGAAAGAAAUUCUGUUAGAAGAAAAUCUGAAACAGCAGCUGACAGAGAACCAACAUCUUGUUGAAGAAGGAACAAAUUCUGUGAGGAAUGUUAAAGAAGAUCUUAAUAAUGAAAUUUCUAAGUCUGAAAAUCUUCGCUGUGAGUAUGACGAAAAGCUGUCUCAGCUGAAUGGAACCAUAAAAGAACUGUCAGAUAAGGUUUCCUGCUAUGAAGGAGAAAUCCAGAAAUUGGAAAGUUCCAAGACUGAACAAGGAUCUAACUUGGAAUCAACAACAAGUUCUGUGAAAGAUUUGAAAGAAUUACUUGAAAAGAAAGAAAUUCUGUUAGAAGAAAAGUCGCAGCUUAUCACUACAUUAGAGAAUGAAAGAGAUUCUCUGAAACAGCAGCUGACAGAGAACCAACAUCUUGUUGAAGAAGGAACAAAUUCUGUGAGGAAUGUUAAAGAAGAUCUUAAUAAUGAAAUUUCUAAAUCUGAAAAUCUUCGUUGUGAGUAUGACGAAAAACUGUCUCAGCUUAAUGGAACCAUAGUAGAACUGUCAGAUAAAGUUUCCUGCUAUGAAGGAGAAAUCCAGAAAUUGGAAAGUUCCAAGACCGAACAAGUAUCCAACUUGGAAUCAACAAUAAGUGCACUGAGAGAACAAGUAGAAUGUUUGAGUUCAGAUAUUAAGACUGUCAAAGAAGAAGAGAAGCUGAAACAAGCUAGUGCUGUUGAAAACAUGGAUGAGAAAUUGUCUUCAUUAAAAGAGUCUUUGAAAGAGAAAGAUGAUUUGAACACCAAACUAAAGGCACUUGCUGUGAAAAGCAAAAAACAAGUGGAAGAGUUAAAGCAUCAGAUGGAAAAGUUGAAAGAAGAGAAACUAGCCAUGGAGAAGAAAAUGAAGGUUUCUUAUGAAAAGCUGUGUCGAGUUGAGAACCAAAAUAUCGAGUCUGGAAUACUUUCCACAAAUUAUGCAGUUGAACAUAGUUCCAAGUGUCUGCAGCAAGAAUAUGACAAGUUGCAUGACAAUUGGGAAGAUGAGAAGGAAAAAUGUCAGAAACUUGAGAAGGACUUGCAGCAGACCGUGUCCGAGCUGACGGAUCUCAAAUUGAAGCAUAUCAGCUUGAAAGAGGACAAGGAUAAGGUCAACCAGCAGUUGGAGGCCAUGUUGGCUGAGAAUAAGUCUUUAGAAAACCAAAUCAGUGAAAUAAACUCCAAAGUGAAUCUUCUGGAGAAAGACAAAGAUUCUCAGAGGAUUCAAAAGGAGGAAAUCUUGAAAGAGAAAACUGAGAUUGCUGCCAAAGUCCUGGAACUUGAAAAUCAACUAGAAGCUGUUAACGCAGAGAAGUCUAAGUCACUUAACAAACUACAAGAACAAUUGCAGACGGCUAAAAUAGAAGCUACUCAGAACAGUAUGAUGGAUCUGGAAAUUGCAGAUUACGAACGCACUGUCAAAUCUAUUCAAGACCAACUUGGUGAAAAGGAGAGCAAAAUCACCGAACUCACAAAUGAUGUCAAACAUUGUGAAGAACGCAUUAAAACUCUACAAAAAGAAGUUGAUUAUGUUGACGAACAGAAAGUGCAAGCUGAAGAUCGAAGUCAAAAAUUAAAACAGCUUCUAAUGAAAGCAAAGAAAGAUUUGGCAGAUUCUAAGAGACUUGAAAAUGAGCAGAAGACAUGUGAAGCUCAGUUGAGAGGCCAGCUGGAGCAUUUCACGCAACAGAUGGAAGAAUGCAAGCUGCAGAUGUCCGAGAUGAGUGUUGAGAAUCAUAGCCUCGAAGAACGGCUGAAAAGCACAACUGAAGUGCAUCAGAGAUCGAUGAAAAUCCAAGAGAAACAAGUUCAAUCUCUACAGCAACAGCUGGAUGAUGUGCAGGCACAACUGAAUUCAGUUCAGAAUGACUAUGAAGGCUACAAGGUUCGAGUCCACAGUGUGUUGAAACAACAAAAGGACAAGAUGUCUUCUAACGAUGUAAAUUCUGUUGAAAAGCAAGAAAGAGAACAACAAGACAGAUUUAUUGAGCAGCUUAAAGCUAAAAUUCAAGAACUGAACACCAGUUGGUCUGCGUCACGUCAAGAGAAUGAAACUCUCCAAGAAGAGCACGAUCGUUUACUGAUGCGCCAUAAUAAGCUCCUCGAAGACUUCCAGGACAGGGAGACCCUAUUUAAAGCUAAGUUAGUAUCUGAUCAGAUAAAGUUUCUGAAGGUGGAACACAAUAAAACUCUUACUUUGCUCCAUAACCAGACGGAAUCGAACGAGAAAGAAAUCUACCGUCUUCAGAAAGAACUCCAGCAGCAACAGCAGCAGCAACAGCCGCUGCAGUUGCCGCUUCAGCCAUCCAUGGCAACUGUACAGUAUGUUAGUAAACCACCAGACCGAGACCGAGACCCGAGUGAUUCACCUUCUGAUUUAUCUUCUGACAUUCUUCGACAUGAAGAACGGCAACAGGGCGAGGGUAUGGAAUUUGUUGACACGGAAUCCUUCCAUCGGGGGAACAGCAAUCCGGGUUUGUCUACAUUGGUUAGCUUUGAACAGCUUCUCACUCAACCGGAACAAGAAGUUGUGAAACCUCCCGUGUUUAAUGAAGAAGAGCUGAAAGCAAGCUACGAUUCAGCACAGAAGAGGAGUGAUCACCUGGCUCAGCUACUAAACGAAAGCGAAGCAACUGUGAUGCGUUUGACUGAACAGGCCAAAAUUCUGAAGGAAGAAAUCCGUCGUUUAGAGCGGAAUCAAGAAAGAGAGAAAGAAUCGGCUAAUUUAGAGUAUUUGAAGAAUAUUUUCCUCAAGUUUGUUAUGUUGAAAGCUGGAGAUGAGAGACAAAUGUUGAUCCCAGUUAUUUGUACAAUGUUAAAAUUGAGCCCCGAAGAGAAAACACAGUUAACAGCAAUUGCCCAAGAUAAUGUGGUUUAUGCGUUGGAACCAUUCCAACUGAAGAAAUUUCUUACAUGUUUGUCUCUUAGAUUUAUAAGUGUAUCUCCUAUCUUUGUCUGCAUGAAUAUUUUCAAACUUUCUGCCAGAAAAGAACCAAUUGUGGCCUGUAAUUCUAACAAUCUCAAGUUAUUUGCAUUGCCAUUAUGA
This is a messenger RNA of Octopus bimaculoides (California two-spot octopus), 7624 nucleotides long. RefSeq lists its product as uncharacterized. The record is from RefSeq and is a predicted model, not a curated record. NCBI's taxonomy places the organism in Eukaryota, Metazoa, Mollusca, Cephalopoda, Octopoda, Octopodidae.